AUGUCCCCAACUAUUAAGAACCGGCUCUGGAAUCCAGCAUUCGGUAUCAGGUUUUCCCCAGAGGCUGACCACCAGCCACCCUAUCCCUUCUUGGAUAUAAAUCGCUUUGUUCACACGCCUGCCUCCAGCUCCGAGGCCGUGCGGAACGAAGAGGUCGAGAUCGAUGAGUUCAGUGAAGAUGAGGAGUUCGAGCGCGAUGCAGCGGAAUGGUUUGAUCAGCAAGACCGGUUAGAGUUUCCAAUGGUCGAAUCUAUCUCCGAAGGAACUCAGGUUGCGACAGACACAGAUGGAAAUCUGGUUGAUGCUUCGAAGCAGGACGCUGUUACGACAGAGACUAUCACUGUUGCUCCUCCUUUGACUAGCUUGGACUAUGCCCUUGAUGUCGAUCAAUGGGAAGCGGCGCGGAAGUGCAAACAGGGCUCCCAGGAGUCCUUCUGGUCUUACAGGAUGUAUCGUCGUAUCCAGGAAGAUGGUGAGGAACAGAGAGUCAAGGUCCACUAUUGCACCUCCAAGCAGACUAUGGAGUCGGUUUGUCGGCGAUAUUUUGCAGACGAGAAGGUCAUCGGCUUCGAUCUGGAAUGGUUGAUUAGGCAUAGAAAUACUGACCCCCGGGUAAACGUCUCGCUUAUCCAGAUUGCCAGUCCGAGUCGCGUUGCAUUGUUCCAUGUUGCCCUUUACCCCAAAGACGACUUUGUUGCUCCUACCUUCAAGAAGAUUAUGGAAGACGAGAGCGUGACCAAGGUGGGCGUGUGUAUCAAGGGCGAUUGCACGAGAUUAAAGAACAAUCUUGGUAUUGAGAGCAGGGGAGUUCUCGAGCUAUCUCAUCUCUUCAAGCUUGUCAAAUACUCCAAGUCCGGAGAGUUGAAGCGGAUCAACAAGAUCAUGGUGAAUCUUGCUGCACAGACACAAGAAGUUCUAGGCCUCCCGCUCUUCAAGGGGAACGACGUACGAUCAAGCAACUGGAUGCUACCUCUAUCAGAACAGCAAAUAUCAUAUUCUGCUUCGGACGCAUAUGUUGGUCUGCAAUUGUACCACGUCCUGGAGCAAGAACGUUUGAAACUGCAGCCAACCCCCCCUCGGCCUGAAUUUGUUGAGAAGGGCUUGCCUAUCAAAUUCUUGGCGGCUGAUGAUGCUGAUGAAAGCGACGACACUUCGGAGUCUGGCGAUUCCGAGGUAAUUUCUGAUGUCGAAGCUGAAUUGGAUGAAUUGGAAGCCGAAUUUGCGCACACCCCCACGAAAUCAACGACGAGAAAGAUGACAAAGGCGACAAAGGCAACGCCAGAAGAGAAGAAAGAAGUGCACACCAGGGAUCAUCGUGUUAUCGUCGCCGAAGACCACGCAAUGCAAUACCGCAACCAAGAGCAUGUUGUGAGAGUCACAAUGAGUUCUUUACGCGCUUACUUCCUCUGGCACGACAACGAAGGCCUCACACCAGAAUCUAUUGCAGUUCUUUUACGAACUCCUCCUCUGAAAACCAAUACUGUUGUGACCUAUAUUCUGGAUGUUAUUACCAGCGAAAAGUUGCCAUACGAAAAGACGAGGCUUAGGGAGGAAGUGCUGGUACACCUUUCUCCGCAGACACGGUAUUCAAAUAAGUUCCGAGCAUUGGUGGAGGCCACCCAAGAGUCAGAAGAGGAACUAUAG
This is a messenger RNA of Fusarium pseudograminearum CS3096, 1644 nucleotides long. RefSeq lists its product as uncharacterized. The transcript has 2 exons. NCBI's taxonomy places the organism in Eukaryota, Fungi, Ascomycota, Sordariomycetes, Hypocreales, Nectriaceae. Gene Ontology annotation, cellular component: cytoplasm; nucleus. Bases 1 to 1644 code for a protein of 547 amino acids. The record is from RefSeq and is a predicted model, not a curated record. Gene Ontology annotation, molecular function: nucleic acid binding; 3'-5' exonuclease activity. Gene Ontology annotation, biological process: nucleobase-containing compound metabolic process.